AUGCUUUCAGAAUUAGUAAUUUUCAGUGAAUCAAGAUUACCCGCUGCUACGCCUUCGGUAGGUUCGCGCUGUCGUAGCAGAUCAAAUUCCUGGCGCGCCCGUCCGUGCACUAUCUUGAAGGAAGAAAGCGAGGAGGAACUGUCUUCAUAUCUCCGCUCAAGUCGCCAUAGUAGUCGAUCUUUUUCCGUCGAUGUUCACAGUGCACGUGAUGCUUCACCGCUGCGAGUUCCAGUCGAAGAUGUCCGUGAUGUGCCUCGGAGCUUGGUUCUCACUAAACCGCCUCAGUUCGAUGACCUCUCUCCUAUAGCAGAGCAUGGCUCCCCCACAGUACCACUGAGCAUCAAUGACUCAAAGAAGAGCACCUCUGAGCUGGUGGCCGCACAGCGAAGGGCUAUGUUUGCUCGUACGCUCUCUUGCGGUGCAAAUAAUACUGCUCGCUCAAGAUUCUCUAGGUCCGACGACGAGGACUCAUCUGGAGGGGCUUCACUGUCCCGUCGGCAAUCUUAUGCGGGGCUUCUGGAUUUUGCACGCAGGAAUUCUUCUCCAUCAAUCUCAAUGUUUAGCGGAACCCGCGAUCGCGUGAGUCCGCAAGCAGUCCAGGAUCUCAUGGAAUUGUGUCGAUUAGGUAAAAUGCUGUCGUUAGCCUCGAUGAUGCCCAUAUUUCUUAUGGACAUCGAGCAAUUGCCUUUGUGCUUUGCAGGUGGUAGUCGACGUGCUGUAAGUCCAGAAAGUAUUAGAAGCAGCCGAUCACCGUCUCCUCCAACUAGUAGUGGGAGGGCCUCCCCAGGUUUGUUAUUGAGUGUCGAUAUUUUCGCUCUACUUUUGUGCGAUUUUUUGAAAUCACGGUUUUUUUCACUGUCAGGUGAUUAUUUCACAGAGUUUGCUUACAUAGCUGCAAAUGAAGUAGCUGAUUCAGCCAUGUCAUCGCUAUCUUCAUUAUCUCGCUUGAAAAUCGCGACAUCUUCGCUUGGUGGUGGCAUGCGGAAGUUAUCCUCUUCGCCGCACUUAUUGGGAAUUUGUGAAGAAGGUGAAGACGUGGAUUCCAACACGGUUCUUCUCACAACUUCUCGGCAGGGGUCCACUAGAUCCAACAGUUGUUCUUCCUCCGAGGCGUCCGAUGAUGAAGAAGGAAAGCGCUUGUCGAUCCUUGGCUCAAUGUAUUGUGGUAGAAAACGAGACGGUGAUAACGAUAGAGAUGACACUGCUGGUGGCCAAGGUAUUUACGCUGUAGCUUUGUUCGAAUCCUACUAUAUCAAGUUAUACCUUACGUAG
Messenger RNA from Haemonchus placei, 1272 nucleotides. Lineage: Eukaryota; Metazoa; Nematoda; Chromadorea; Rhabditida; Trichostrongylidae. The record is from the annotation of a GenBank genome assembly.